AUGUGGGGCCCAAAGCUACCGCGAACCAAUUCCGAAGGUGGAACAUCUAGAACUUUCUCCGUCGAUGCCCGAAGGACUCCCCACUGCUCCGCGCUCAUUCCACCACCUUUCAGAAGUUUCCAUCACCUUCCAGACUCUCCGUGUCCGGCGACCUACAUAAACUCCCUCCUCCUCCUCGCCAUUGCAUCCCCAUCAAAGCAUUCCAUAAAAUUCAACAAGCUAUCCAACGCAAGUCCAACCCGAGGAGAUCUAUGGAGCUCAAGAUCAGCGAGCGAGAAUGGCGAGAAUGGUGUUUGGCUUGGAGAACCCGAUGAUGACGGCGCUGCAGCACCUACUGGACAUCGCAGACGACGAGGCUGGUGGAGCCGGUGCAGCCGGCAGCAAGAAGCCGGGCCCGACGCACGUGCCAUGGCGGCCACCCCGACCGACGUGAAGGAGCUAUCAGGCGCGUAUGUGUUUCUGGUCGGCAUGCUAGGGCUCGGAUCCGGCGACAUCAAGGUGCAGGUGGAGGACGAGCGAGUGCUGGUGAUUAACGGUGAGCGGCGCAGGGAGGAGAAAGAGGACGCUAAAUGCAUGCGGGUGGAGCGCUGCAUGGGCAAGAUGAUGCGCAAGUUCGUGCUGCCAGAGAACACCGACAUGGAGAAGAUCUCUGUCACGUGCCGCGGCGGCAUGCUUACCAUGACCGUCGAGAAGCUGCCGCCGUCUGGGCCCAAGAAGCCCAAGACUAUCCAGGUCCAGGUCGCCUGA
Molecule: messenger RNA, 747 nt
Organism: Triticum turgidum subsp. durum (durum wheat)
Lineage: Eukaryota; Viridiplantae; Streptophyta; Magnoliopsida; Poales; Poaceae
Source: the annotation of a GenBank genome assembly